UUUUAGAAUAAAAAAAAUUUAAUCCUUCUCUGCACCUUUCAAAAUCAAUGUGUUGUUUUUUUUUUUUUUUAAUCAUCACCUCGCGGCCCGUCCUCCUCGAUCAUGGACCACGAAGAACCACCCCUGGACCACGGCAUCGCGGUCCAGGCUGUAGCCGCGACACCGUGGACCGCAGCAUUGCGGUCCACGAUGCCUCCUCUCUCGCGGUCCACGGGUGAGACAGAGGGAGGAUCUCUCUCUGUUACAGAGAGAUCCUCGGUCCAUGCUCAAGCCGCGACACCGUGGACCGCACCACCACGGUCCACGGUGCCUCCCCUUACAGAGAGAGAGGAUCUCUCUCUGUUACAGAGAGAGAGGAUCUCUCUGUAACAGAGAGAGAGGAUCUCUCUCUAUAACACAGAGAGAUCCUCUCUCUGUACGCUUAAUGAUCUCGCGGUCCACGGUGGACCGCGAGAUCCUCCCUCUGUUGCAGGGAGGGAGUUCUGGUGGACGGCGAGCUCUUUUCCCUCUCUGUUACAGAGGGAGAGAGAGAGAGAACAGAGAGAGAAAUCUCUGUUACAGAGAGAGAUUUCCCUCUAUGGUUCGGGUGGACCAAAUUUUUCCUCUCUCUUCGGGUGGACCAAGUUUUUCCUCUCUCUGUUACAGAGAGAAAGAUAGAUUUGUAUUUAGAAUUUUAAUGGAGUUUGGUAAUAUUAUUGUUGCCUUCUAACUUAUGAUUGGAUCAUUUUCUGUCAGGUACUAUCACCUAGUGGCUCAGAAAUUUGCAAUCUCCAUUGCACUUUGAAGCUUUAAGAAAAGAACAAAUGUCUAAGAAGAGCCAACAUACCCUUGCUGGUCCAUCAACCCAAGAUGAGAAGAAGAGGAAGGCCAUUUGGAAUGAAAAAUUGAUAGAGGAGUUUAUCGAUAUAUGUAUUGGUGAAGUUGAAGCUGGUAAUCGCCCAGGAACACAUUUCAAUAGGUUAGGGUGGGCCAAUAUAAUUAAGAAAUUCAAUGAGAAGACUGGAAAUCAAUAUGACUACAAAAAAUUUAAAAAUAAGUGGGAUAACCUGAAAGCAAAUUGGAGCAUUUGGAUGAAAUUGGUGGGAAAGAAAACAGGACUUGGAUGGGAUCCUGUUAGAAAUACAAUAGAUGCACCAGAUGCAUGGUGGGAAAAAAAAUUGCAGGAGAUUCCUGAUGCAGCUAAGUUUCGAGAACGUGGUCUACAACAUGCCAUAAAAUUGGAUAGGUUAUUUAGAGGUACUAGUGCCACUGGGGAGGGGGCCUGGGCACCAGCUUUACUGGUGCAGGAGGAUGUUGAGGACACAAUUGAAGUAUAUGAGAGGUUGGAUGGGGUUAAUAAUGAUACAUUUGAGGGCUUAGGUGACUCAGAUGAGGACCAUCAUAUGAUUGAGUAUAAAAUUGAUGAUGUUCCCACUGAUAAUUUUAAUGUUAACCUUACUCUUGCAUCUGAUGCUAUCCAAGAGAGAGGAAAGAAAAGAGUUAGCUCUACUUUGCAUGAUAAGAAAUGCAAGAAGGUUGGGGGUGCUGCACAACUAUCUCAGCAAUUGAGUCGUCUUAUUGAUGCAGUGGAGAAGAAAAGUACAGUGCCAUCCAAGAUGAUUGAUAAACCUGGACGUAGUAUCGAUGAGGUGAUGGACGUAGUGCAUAUGAUGCCUGAGAUGGUAGCACAACCUGAACUGCUUUUGAUUGCUGCUGAGGUGCUCCUUAAAAGAGAACAUCGAGAGAUGUUUAUGGCACUCCGAGAUACCAAUCUUCGAAUUGAAUGGCUCAAGCGAAUGUCAAACUUACAUAAGUAGUUGUUGACGUACUAUUAUGGCAAUAUGUUUUGUAGUUUUAAUUAUGAACUUCUAUUAUAGAAUGAUGAUGGACUAUAUGUAUUUGUGGUAUCUCUUGGAUAAUGUAUCGUGGAUGCUAUUGAUUUUAUGGAUAUUAUAGAUGUUAUGAUUUUGUGA
Molecule: messenger RNA, 1952 nt
Organism: Phoenix dactylifera (date palm)
Lineage: Eukaryota; Viridiplantae; Streptophyta; Magnoliopsida; Arecales; Arecaceae
Source: RefSeq, a predicted model, not a curated record